Messenger RNA from Hordeum vulgare subsp. vulgare (domesticated barley), 1220 nucleotides. RefSeq lists its product as uncharacterized. The coding region runs from base 129 to 809 and encodes 226 amino acids. Lineage: Eukaryota; Viridiplantae; Streptophyta; Magnoliopsida; Poales; Poaceae. The record is from RefSeq and is a predicted model, not a curated record. The transcript has a single exon.
AACGAACAAACAAGCAGAGAGUCAGAGACGCAGACAGGCUUGAGUGGAGGGGAAGGUACGUGGUGGUGGCACGCGCCUUUUCUCCUCGAUCCGGGCCGGCCGGGUUGAUCGUUGAUCGAUCGAUCGACAUGGACGUGCACUCGGCGCCGGUGGCGGCGAGGAGGAUGUGGGGCUACCUGCGGGCGGUCUUCUUCAUGAUGCGCAAGGGCAAGCGCAAGCUGCUCCUCGGCGCGCACCUCCUCAUCAAGCGCCGCAACAAGGCCGUCUCCCGCUCCGUCGCCAGCCUCCUCUCCCACCACCACGCCGGCGGCCGCGCGCUGCGCCGCCGCGAGUACGAGUUCUCCUGCAGCGACAGCCCCGACCCGGGCUCCUUCUCCAUGCGCCGCCUCGCCUUCCCCUGCCUCGGCGCCGCCGACGACGACGUGGACCUGCCCGGCCGCCUCCACGCCGCGCCCGCCACGCCGCCGCGGCACCUGAUCGAGUACUACGCCCACGCGGCGGCCGCGGCGUCCCCCGGGACGUCCUCGCCCGGGGCGCUGAUGGCGCGCGAGGAGUCGGAGCUCGCGCUGGGGGACGACGAGGAAUGCACGCCGGCGGGGAUGUCGCCGCUGGUGCCCGGCGCGGCCGACGGCGGGUUCUCGGUGCGGGUGUCCAACUUCUCGACGGACGAGGUCGACGGCGACCAGCUGGGCCUAGGCGAGGCCGUGGACGACGAGGCGGAGGAGUUCAUCGCCCGCUUCUACGCCCAGCUGCGCCGCCAGAACCACGUCGGGCUGCUCCCGUACCACCUCCAGGAAGCCGCCGCGUGAACGACCAGCCGAUCCAUGAAGCUACCUAGCUACGUACGACGGCAUUGUCCGGCCGGGCCUGCCGGCGAUCGAUUCCAUGCUUGCUUGGCCGGGCGACCGCGCAUAGCCAGUCCAUGCGUGUGGCGGGGGAGAGGAAUACGUCGUGUGCACGAAUGCGUAGCAGCUCCGUUCCAUCAUGUAUAUACAUGCACGUACGAUUGCCCAUGCGUGACAGCGUGGGCAUGCAUGUACUCCCUUCUUUUUCUGCAUGUACUAUGUACUAGUGUUAUGUCAGUGUAAAGAUGUGGGUCGAUCGGGUCCCGGAUGGUUUUUAGUCGCUGGGGCUAAUUAUUAAGUGUGCCUUGCAUACAGUGUAUAUUCCUUGUAUUGUAUGUGGUUACUUGAUCAAUUCAUAUGUACCAUCAUUUUAUA